CCUCUGUCUGCCUGACGUUGCGGCCCUGCCUGAACGGGGGGAAGUGUAUCGAGGACUGCAUCACAGGGAACCCCUCCUACACCUGCUCCUGCCUGGCCGGCUUUACUGGGAAGAGGUGCCAUGUUGAUGUGGAUGAGUGUCUCUCCCAUCCGUGUCAGAAUGGAGCCACCUGCCUCAACGGUGCCGGCAUCUUCAGCUGCAGGUGCCCGCCCGGCUUCAGAGGUGCCAGCUGUGAGGCCGAAGAAUUGCCGUGUGAGAGCAGGGUGUGCCAGAACGGUGGGAGGUGCCAGGCAGUGAACGGGACAGCGGCGUGCUUGUGCCAGCCAGGGUACACAGGGGUGGACUGCCAAGCAGAGGUGAAUGAGUGUGAGUCCAGCCCGUGCCUGAAUGGUGGGCACUGCAUUGACCUGGUUGAUAACUAUACCUGUGUGUGCCUGGAGCCCUUCGUGGGACAGCGCUGCGAGACAGACUCAUCUUUCUGUGAGGACCAGAGCUGCCGGAAUCGGCAAACGUGCAACUACAUCCGUCCUGGCCGCUACAUCUGUACCUGCUCCCCAGGUUAUUAUGGCAACAACUGCCAGUAUGGCGGGCCCCGUGUGCCUGGCGCCUGUCUCUCCCACCCAUGCCAGAAUGCGGGCAGCUGCCUGGAGACAGAGCAGGGCUAUGUCUGCGAAUGUCGGGAGGGCUACACCGGGCAGGACUGUCGAGACAAGCUCUCGGAGGGCUGCAAGUGUCGCAAUGGGGGCAGUUGUCUGGAGGGGAAUGUCACCAUCUGCCAGUGCCCACUUGGUUUUUUUGGUCUCCUCUGUGAAUUUGAAGUCACCACCACGCCCUGCAACAUGAACACGCAGUGCCCGGACGGUGGGUACUGCAUGGAGUAUGGCGGGAGCUACCUCUGCGUCUGCCACACUGACUACGGCACCAACCACACAAUGCCAUCCCCCUGUGACUCAGAGCCCUGCCUGAAUGGGGGGUCCUGUGAGGUUCACGAUGACUCGUAUGCCUGCGAGUGUCCUCGAGGAUUCCUUGGCAAGCACUGCGAGAAAGCCAAGCCACGACUCUGCAGCAUGGGGCCCUGUCGCAAUGGGGGCACCUGCAGGGAGGCGGAUGGCGAGUACCACUGCACCUGCCCCUACCGCUUCACUGGCAAGCACUGCGAGAUCGGUAAGCCAGACCCCUGUGCUUCGGGGCCCUGCCAGAAUGGGGGCACCUGCUUCCACUACAUCGGCAAGUACAAGUGCGACUGUCCCCCAGGCUACGCGGGCCGGCACUGCGAGAUCGUGCCCUCCCCAUGCUUCCUCAGCCCCUGUGAGAAUGGUGCUACCUGCGAGGACCUCGGCGGGGGCUAUGCUUGCAUGUGCCCUGUGGGCUACAUAGGGAAGCACUGCCAGUCUGAGGUUGACUGCGGCAUCCCCAGUGAGGUGAAGCACGCUCGGGCCUCUUUCAACUCCACCAAGGUGGGCUCGCUGGCUGAAUACCAGUGUGAGCUGGGCUACUCCCUCAGUCAGCACAACCACCCCCGUGUCUGCCGCUUGCCAGGUGUCUGGAGCGACCCCCCUGAGUGCGAUGAGAUUGAUGAGUGCUGGUCCCAGCCCUGCCUGAACGGUGGCCGGUGCAAGGACCGCAUCGCUGAGUUCCUGUGCUUGUGUGAGCCAGGUUACACUGGCCACCACUGCGAGUCAGAUGUCAAUGAGUGCCAGUUGGAGCCCUGCAAGAACGGUGGGACCUGCCGAGACCUCCCUGGGUCCUUUGCUUGCUACUGUCCUGAGGGCUUUGUGGGGACCCAGUGUGAGACAGAAGUGGACGCCUGUGAGUCAAGCCCUUGCCGAAAUGGAGGGGAUUGCGAGAACUACGGGGGCUCCUACCUCUGCGUGUGCCCAGAGGGUUUCUUUGGCUACCACUGUGAGACAGGUGAGGUGGGCAGGGCCGCUCGGCGUAGGGUGGCUACUUGGCCAGCUGGCACCGCUAACGCCGCUGGGCCUGGCGCCUCUCCCGCAGCCAGCGACCCAUGCUUCUCCAGCCCCUGCGGGAGCAGAGGCUACUGCCUGCCCAGCAAUGGCACCCACAGCUGCACCUGCAAAGUCAGCUACACAGGCAAGAGCUGCGAAAAAGAAUUGCUGCCACCAACCUCAUUAAAGGUGGAAAGGGUGGAGGACACUGGUGUGUUGAUUUCUUGGCAUCCACCUGAGGACGCAGCCGCCAGGCAACUCAUUGACGGCUACGCCGUGACGUACGUAUCCCUCGACGGCUCUUACCGCAGGACAGAUUUUGUGGACCGAAGUCGUUCUGCCCACCAAUUGCGGGCACUAGCCUCCGGCAGAGCCUACAAUAUUUCUGUCUUUUCAGUCAAACGCAACGUGAACAACAAGAAUGAUAUCAGCAGGCCCGUCAUGCUCACCACACGCACUAGACCGCGUCCGGUGGAAGGCUUUGAGAUCACGAAUGUGACGGCCAGCGCCAUCAUGGUGCAAUGGGCUCUCCACCGGCUCAAGCACUCCACCGUCAGUAGGGUGCGUGUCUCCAUCCGCCAGCUGGGGGACCUGGCAGACCGCACCGUGGAGCUGAACAGCAGCGUGGACAAGUAUACCUUUCUGGACCUGCAGCCAGGAGAGAGGUACAUUGUCCAUGUCACAACGCUGAGUGGCCUGGGGACAGAAGAUCACCCCUCAGAGAGUUUGGCCACAGCCCCCUUCCACGUGUGGACGAGGCCUCUCCCCCCCCAAAACCUCACUGCCUCCCGUGUCACCACCACCUCCGUGUCUAUGGCAUGGGAGCAGCCACCUGCCGGCGCUGUGGAGGGGUACAUCAUUAAUGUCACCACCGCUCAGAGUGUGAAGAGCCGCUAUGUGCCCAAUGGGAAGCUCGUGUCCUACACUGUGCGGGACCUGCUCCCUGGGCAGCGGUACCGCCUGUCCGUGACGGCUGUGCAGAACACGGAGCAAGGUCAAGUGCACAGCGAGCCUGUCCACCUCUACAUCACCACCUUGCAGAGGGAUGGGGCUCCGGAGAGACGGUGGAGCCAAGCUGGACACCCCCGGGUCCUGCGCAACAGGCUGCCCCCAGCUUUCCUGCCUGAACUCCGCUUGCUAGCAGAUCACAACACAGCUGAGGAGCCCUCGCCAGCCCCCAGGUUCACCGAGCUGGUGGAUGGCAGAGGGAGGAUCAGUGCCAGGUUUGGCACUCCACUGAGCAAAUCCAUCACUGUGAAGACACAGCCGGAGGCUCCAGUGAACCUGGAGAACAUGGAGGUGUCCAGCCAGGGCAGUCUGGCACUGCAGCUGCGUGACGCAAAGAGCAAGACAGUCUGCAAGAAGGUGCCACACUCGUGCACAAGGCUGUACUCGGAAACCAAGUCAUUCCCUGUGUGGGAAGGAGGCAUCUGCCACUACCUGUACAGGAGAGUCUACAAGAUACACCAGGACAUCUGCUACAAGGAGAGCUGUGAGAGCACUCAUUCAGAGAAGACGACCAGCAGAAAAACAAGCAACAGUCACACACUGAAGAAGCCAUAG
Pelecanus crispus (Dalmatian pelican) is the source of this 3512-nucleotide messenger RNA. Lineage: Eukaryota; Metazoa; Chordata; Aves; Pelecaniformes; Pelecanidae. The record is from RefSeq and is a predicted model, not a curated record.